Molecule: messenger RNA, 2112 nt
Organism: Chrysochloris asiatica (Cape golden mole)
Lineage: Eukaryota; Metazoa; Chordata; Mammalia; Afrosoricida; Chrysochloridae
Gene: CAPN8
Product: calpain 8
Exons: 21
Coding region: 1-2112 (703 amino acids)
Biological process (GO): proteolysis
Cellular component (GO): cytoplasm
Molecular function (GO): calcium ion binding; calcium-dependent cysteine-type endopeptidase activity
Source: RefSeq, a predicted model, not a curated record
AUGGCAGCCCUGGCAGCUGGAGUAUCCAAGAAGCGGGCAGCAGACAAAGGUUUUGGCUCCAACCAGAAAGCUGUGAAGUACUUGGGCCAGGACUUUGAGACCCUGAGGCGACAGUGCUUGGACUCAGGGGUCCUGUUUAAAGACCCAGAAUUUCCAGCAUGCCCAUCAGCUUUGGGCUAUAGGGACCUUGGACCAGGCUCCCCGCAUACUCAAGGCAUCAUCUGGAAACGGCCCACGGAACUGUUUCCCAGCCCUCAGUUUAUCAUUGGUGGAGCUACUCGAACAGACAUUUGUCAAGGUGGUCUAGGUGACUGCUGGCUCCUGGCAGCCAUUGCCUCUCUCACCUUGAAUGAAGACCUGCUAUACCGAGUGGUUCCUAAGGACCAGAGCUUCCAGAAGAACUAUGCAGGGAUCUUUCAUUUCCAGUUCUGGCAGUACGGCGAGUGGGUGGAGGUGGUGGUGGAUGACCGGCUGCCCACCAAGGAUGGGGAGCUGCUUUUCCUGCACUCUGAAGAAGGCAGUGAGUUCUGGAGUGCCCUGCUGGAGAAAGCCUACGCCAAGCUCAACGGUUCUUACGAGGCUCUUGCUGGAGGGUCGACGGUGGAAGGCUUUGAGGAUUUCACGGGUGGCAUCUCUGAGUUUUAUGACCUCAGGAAGCCACCAGACAAUCUGUAUCAGAUCAUCCGGAAGGCCCUCCGUGCGAGGUCUCUGCUGGGCUGCUCCAUUGACGUCUCCAGUGCAGCUGAAACAGAAGCGGUCACCAGCCGGAAGCUGGUUAAGAGUCAUGCCUACUCUGUCACCGGGGCUGAAGAGGUGGAUUUCCAGGGCCGUCCAGAGAAGCUGAUCAGACUCAGGAAUCCGUGGGGCAAAGUGGAGUGGACAGGAGCCUGGAGUGAUGAUGCACCGGAGUGGAACUACAUAGACCCCAGGCGGAAGGAAGAACUGGACAAGAACGCUGAAGAUGGGGAGUUUUGGAUGUCUUUUUCAGAUUUCUUGAAGCAAUUCUCUCGAUUGGAGAUCUGCAACCUGUCUCCGGAUUCGCUGACCAGUGAAGAAGUGCACAAGUGGAACCUGACUCUAUUCAACGGCCGCUGGACGCGGGGUUCCACCGCCGGGGGCUGCCAGAACUACCCAGCCACCUACUGGACCAAUCCCCAGUUCAAAAUCCGUUUGGAUGAAGUGGACGACAGUCAUGAGGAGAGCACCAGGGAACACUGCUGCACGGUGCUGCUCGGCCUGAUGCAGAAAAAUCGCAGGCGGCAGAAGCGGAUAGGACAGGAUAUGCUGACCAUCGGCUAUGCGGUCUACCAGGUUCCCAAAGAGCUGGAGAACCACACGGAUACACACUUAGGCCGGGAUUUUUUCCUGGGCCACAAGCCCUUAGCCCGCUCCAGCACCUACAUCAACCUGCGUGAAGUCUCCAGCCGGGUCUGUCUGCCCCCAGGGGAGUACUUGGUGGUCCCGUCCACCUUUGAGCCCUUCAAGGAUGGAGAGUUCUGCUUGAGGGUGUUCUCAGAGAAGAAGGCCACCACCCUGGAAAUUGGAGAUGUUGUAGCUGGAAACCCACAUGAGCUGCAGCCCAGUGAUGUGGAGCAAGAAGAUGUCCAGUUCAAGAACCUGUUUGAGAAGUUGGCAGGGGAGGACUUGGAGAUCAAUGCCAGUGAGCUCAAGACCAUUCUCAAUGGGGUGUUUUUCAAACGAGCAGACAUAAAAUUCAGUGGAUUCAACAUCAACACUUGCAGGGAAAUGAUCAGCCUUUUGGAUAGCAAUGGGACAGGUACCUUGGGACUGAUGGAGUUCAAGACACUCUGGUUGAAGAUUAAAAGAUAUCUGGAGAUUUAUCAGGAGACUGAUUAUAACCACUGUGGGACUAUGGAUGCCCACGAGAUGAGGACAGCUCUUAAGAAGGCAGGCUUCACCCUCAACAACCAAGUGCAGCAGACCAUCGCCAUGCGGUAUGCAAGCAGCAAACUCAGCAUUGACUUUGAAGCCUUCAUUGCUUGUGUGAUCCGACUGGAAAGCCUCUUCAAAAUGUUCAAGCUUCUAGACAAGGACCAGAAUGGCAUUGUCCAGCUAUCUCUGGCAGAGUGGCUGUGCUGUGUUUUGGUCUGA